AUGGAUUGUUUGGGCGGAAUCUUGGGUACAAUCUUGGCUGAUAUAGGGCGUGGUAUGUGCAGAUCAACUUAUACUCGGACCAUAUAUACGAUCCGGUACAAGUCAAACAUCAAUGCUUUGAAGAAUGCGCUCAAUGGUCUUGCGAAAGUUGAGAACAAAGUGAAUCAAGACCUCAAAACCUUGGAAAUCAAAAGGAAAUCCUUGCAUGUGCAAUUGAAGAGAUGGCUAAGAGACGUGGAAGAUACCGUCUCCCAAGCAAAUUCAAUGCAAGAAAGACGUGUUUCAUGUGCUCCGUUCUUGAAAUGCAGGCUUAGCCAAAAACUUGUGGUAAUUCUUGAGGAAGUCAAGAGGCUUGAGAAGCGAGGCGUCGAGCUUCUCCACAUAUUCUCUGUGGAAGGUAAAUCUGAACUAGUUGAAAAAAUCCUUGGACCCUCGAUUCUUGAUCAAACAGUAGCAUCAAAGAUGGUAGUCAAAGUUAUAAACAGUUUGAUGAGCGAUAAGGUUCAAAAGAUCGGUGUUUGGGGUAUGGGUGGAGUCGGGAAGACAACACUAGUCAGAGAACUCAACAAUAAGCUAUGGAAAGAAGCUGCUACACAACCUUUUGGUAUGGUGAUAUGGGCAACUGUUUCCAAAGAGUUUGCAUUGGGAAAGGUCCAGAAGCAAAUCGCCGAGAGAUUGGAUGUGAAAAUCAUAUUAGGCGAAACCGAGGAAAAUCUAGCAAGACGGAUUUAUAGAAAGCUUGAGAACAUAAGUAGCUUUCUUCUCAUACUUGAUGAUGUCUGGAAAUCCAUUGACUUAGACCAGUUGGGAAUUCCACAAACAGAUGGUUCAAAGAUUAUCUUGACUUCUAGAUUAUUAGGGGUUUGUCAGAGCAUACGAACGGAUAUUGAUUUCAAGGUGGAUUGCUUAUGUGAAGAAGAAGCUUGGGAAUUGUUUUGUCAAAAUGCUGGAGAAGUAACCAGAUCAGUUCUUGUUAGACCCAUUGCCAAAAAAGUUGCUCGAGAAUGUGGUGGAUUGCCUUUGGCUAUCAUCACGGUUGGAAUGGCUAUGCGGGGCAAGAAGAUGGACAAGUUGUGGAAACAUGCUCUCAAGAAACUCAAGAGUGCAGUACCUUGUGUCAAGGGUAUUGAAGAAAAGAUCUACCAGCCUUUGAAAUUGAGCUACGACUCGCUAGAAGGAAAGAUGAAAUCUUGCUUCCUCUUCUGUGCCUUAUUUCCGGAGGAUUACUCAAUUGAAGUAGUUGAGCUUGUCAGGUACUGGAUUGAAGAAGGAUUCAUAGAUGAAAAAGAAAACCAUAGCUACUUAAUGAAUCAAGGAAUUGUUUUGGUAGAGAAUCUGAAAGACUCUUGCUUGCUAGAAGAAGGUGCUCGUGAUGGCACUGUUAAGAUGCAUGAUGUGGUUCGUGAUUUUGCCAUAUGGGUAAUGUCUUCCUCGCAAGAUGAUAGUCACUCUCUUGUCAUGUCUGGUAUAGGCUUGGUAGAGUUUCCACAAGAAAAGUUUGUUCCUUCUCUCCAAAGAGUUUCUUUAAUGAACAAUAAGCUUAUAAGUCUCCCCAAUCAAGUGGGGGUAGAGUGUGUUCAACUCUCGGCUUUACUGCUACAGGGAAAUUUUCACAUCAAGGAAUUGCCUGAAGAGUUCUUGCUAUCUUUCCCAGCUCUUCGGAUUCUAAAUCUAAGUGGGACACACAUAAGUUCAUUGCCUGAAUCCCUCAACAAGCUUAAUGAACUCCGAUCUCUCAUCUUGAGAGACUGCUACUACCUUGAUAAAGUUCCUUCCCUUGAAGGCCUUACAAAACUUCAACUUCUUGAUCUUUGUGCCACUCGUAUUAAGGAAUCACCACAAGGGUUGGAAACUUUGAUCAGCUUGAGACUACUUGACCUCUCCCGAACACAUCACCUCGAAAGAAUUCCAGCUGGAGUCAUCCGAAAGUUAUCAAGUUUAGAGGUUCUAGACAUGACACUUAGUCAUUUCCACUGGACCGUCCAAGGACAAACUCAAGCAACACUUGAAGAGAUUUUGUGUCUCCAUCGUUUAUCAGCUCUCUCAAUCAGGGUCGUAUCUGUUCCACAUCUUUCCCCUGAGCACAGUUCUUGGAUAAAAAGAUUGAAGAAAUUUCAAUUGUUUAUUGGUCCAACAGCAAACUCCUUACCUACUAGACUCGACAAGCGGAGAGUAACAAUAAGUAGUCUCAAUGUUUCAGAGGCAUUCAUUGGGUGGUUGCUAGCCAAUACAACCUCUCUAGUGAUGAACCAUUGUUGGGGUCUCAAUGAGAUGCUAGAGAACUUGGUAAUCGAUAGCACGAGUAGCUUCAACAUGUUGAGUUCUCUAACUGUAGAGAGUUUUGGUGGAAGUAUAAGGCCUGCUGGUGGAUGCACCGCGCAGCUUGAUCUUUUACCUAACAUCGAAGAACUUCAUCUACGUCGUGUUAAUAUGGAAACCAUUAGCGAGCUCGUGGGUCAUUUGGGGUUGAGAUUUCAGUUAUUGAAACAUCUAGAAGUCAGCAAUUGUAGCCGGCUCAGAAGCCUUCUCUCAUUAGGGAAUCUCAUAUGUUUCCUACCAAACCUACAAGAAUUACAAGUUAGCUUUUGUGAAAUGCUUCAAGAGUUGUUCGACUAUUCUCCAAGCGAAGUUUUAGCUUCCGCUGAAUCUGUGGUACCUGCUCUACGUGUAAUAAGGCUGAGAAAUCUCCCGCGGUUGCAGAGACUAUCUAAAAAAGAAGAGUCAUGGGAAUCUCUAGAACAUGUAGAGGUGAUAAGAUGCAAUCUUCUCAACAAUCUACCCAUUAGCUCAAGUAACGCUCAUAGAGUCAAACAAGUUAAAGGAGAAACACACUGGUGGAAUAACUUAACUUGGGAUGAUAAUACUACGAGAGAAACCCUUCAACCUCGUUUCGUACCAGCUCAUGCUUGA
Molecule: messenger RNA, 2910 nt
Organism: Arabis nemorensis
Lineage: Eukaryota; Viridiplantae; Streptophyta; Magnoliopsida; Brassicales; Brassicaceae
Source: the annotation of a GenBank genome assembly